This is a messenger RNA of Eruca vesicaria subsp. sativa (arugula), 797 nucleotides long. The record is from the annotation of a GenBank genome assembly. NCBI's taxonomy places the organism in Eukaryota, Viridiplantae, Streptophyta, Magnoliopsida, Brassicales, Brassicaceae.
UAACAAUUUCAUAGAAAACCCUAAAACUGAGAAAAGAGAGAGAGCUAGAGAGAGAAAGAUGGGAAGAGGCAAGAUUGAGAUAAAAAGAAUAGAGAACGCCAACAACAGAGUGGUGACGUUCUCAAAGAGGAGGAAUGGGUUGGUGAAGAAGGCUAAAGAGAUCACAGUUCUCUGCGAUGCAAAAGUUGCUCUCAUAGUCUUUGCAAGUAAUGGUAAGAUGACUGAUUAUUGUUGUCCGUCCAUGGAUCUUGGUGCUAUGUUGGACCAAUACCAGAAGUUAUCUGGCAAGAAACUUUGGGAUGCUAAGCAUGAGAACCUUAGCAAUGAGAUUGAUAUGAUCAAAAAAGAGAAUGAUAGCUUGCAACUGGAGCUCAGGCAUUUGAAGGGAGAAGAUAUACAAUCUCUCAACUUAAAAAACCUGAUGGCCGUAGAGCACGCCAUUGAACAUGGCCUUGACAAAGUCAGAGACCACCAGGCAUGUAUACAUUCAUACACGUUGGAGGAGAAUCGCCAACUCAGUUUCCAGCUGCAACAACAAGAGAUGGCUAUAGCUAGCAACGCAAGAGGAAUGAUGAUGAGAGAUCAAGAGGGGCAAUUUGAAUAUAGAGUUCAGCCGAUUCAACCAAAUCUUCAGGAAAAGAUAAUGUCUUUGGUCAUCGAUUGAUCAUCAAGAUUUGCAAGCUCAUAACCAAUCUACUAUCUAUUUCAUGGUUCUACAAUUUGUCUUGAUGAAUGUGCGUGUCCUAUUAAUCUCGAGCCACAUGUAGACUCUAUAUCGGACUUUUACUUGUGCUUUU